AUAACUUUAGUUAUUAUUUAUUUAUUAGUUAAGUAAAGAGGACGAAAGACCAAGAUCUUGAAGCUGUACCGUGUUUUAUGCUCAUUUAUUCGGUGGGCAAACGACUUAUAUUUUCUCAUUAAAUAUUGACACUAAUAACAACAAUCCAUUGCUAAGAGAGACUGAGGUAAUAACAUAUAUAUAAAAUAUAGACGCCAUCAUUGUGGAGGUCAGACAAACGGGGGAAAUUGGGAAUCGGUACAUGUAAAAGUUGUAGUAAUGGUAUCCAAGAUCGGAGCGUAACAGCUACCUAGGGUUUCUCCAGUCUUCUUCUCCACUCGUAUUUAUUACCGUGUGCUUUGGAUCCAUCGUUAUUGCUUUUAUUAUUUCUAAAAAGUGAAAGCGAUAAUUUCAGUGUGUGGGAAGGUUUGGCUUGCUUUUUCUUCUUUUCUUUUUAUCUGAUUGAUUCCAUCGGUUGCGAGAUCUUCGAGUAGUCGUCGCUUUUUUUUUUUUUUUUUUUGUGGCUUUUCUCCUCUCCUAUUGGAGCUAGAUGGCGAAAGGAAACACGUCUGAUGGUCGGACUAGGAGCUCCGUACAAAUUUUUAUCGUAGCUGGUUUGUGUUGUUUCUUUUACAUAUUGGGUGCAUGGCAGAGGAGUGGUUUUGGUAAGGGUGAUAGUAUUGCUCUUGAAAUUACAAAAAGUGGUGCAGAAUGCGGUGUGAUUCAAAAUUUAAGUUUUGAUACUCAUCAUGGCGGUGAUGCUGGAAGUAUUGCUGAGUCCGAAUCGCAAACUAUGGUUUUCAAACCAUGUAAUCCUCGUUACACAGACUACACACCUUGCCAAGAUCAAAAGCGUGCCAUGACCUUCCCGAGAAAUGAUAUGAUUUACAGAGAGAGACACUGUCCUCCUGAGGAAGAAAAGUUACAUUGCUUGAUUCCAGCUCCUAAGGGAUAUGUAACUCCAUUCCCCUGGCCAAAGAGUCGUGAUUUUGUACCCUAUGCAAAUGCACCUUAUAAGAGUUUGACCGUUGAGAAGGCUAUUCAGAACUGGAUUCAAUAUGAAGGGAAUGUUUUUCGGUUUCCUGGAGGGGGCACUCAGUUUCCUCAAGGAGCUGACAAAUAUAUUGACCAGCUUGCCUCUGUAAUACCAAUUAAGAAUGGCACAGUUAGGACUGCCUUGGACACUGGUUGUGGGGUUGCUAGUUUGGGUGCAUAUCUCUGGAGUAGAAACGUUAUUGCAAUGUCUUUUGCCCCAAGAGAUUCACAUGAAGCACAGGUACAAUUCGCUCUUGAAAGGGGUGUACCGGCUGUAAUUGGUGUUCUGGGUACUAUAAAGCUUCCGUAUCCAUCUAGAGCAUUUGACAUGGCACAUUGUUCUCGGUGCUUGAUUCCAUGGGGAGCAAAUGGUGGAAUUUAUCUGAUGGAAGUUGACAGAGUUCUUAGGCCUGGAGGUUAUUGGGUGCUUUCUGGUCCUCCCAUCAACUGGAAGGCGAAUUACAGAUCAUGGCAGCGUCCCAGGGAAGAACUUGAGCAGGAACAGAGAAACAUUGAAGAAACUGCAAAGCUUCUCUGCUGGGAAAAGAAGUAUGAGAAGGGUGAAAUUGCUGUUUGGCAAAAGAGGGUGAAUGCUGAAUCGUGCAGAAGCAGACAGGCUACCCUCUGCAACUCUGCUGAUCCAGAUGAUGCCUGGUAUAAGACAAUGGAGACAUGUGUAACUCCAUACCCAGAAGUAAACAGUCCGGAUGAGGUUGCUGGUGGGGAACUGAAGCCUUUCCCAGCAAGACUUCAUUCUGUUCCACCUAGAAUUUCUAGUGGAUCUGUUCCUGGUGUUUCUGUUGAGGAUUACGAGGAGGACAACAAAACAUGGAGGAAGCAUGUCAAUGCUUAUAAGAAAAUCAACAAACUACUUGACACAGGAAGGUACCGCAAUAUAAUGGAUAUGAAUGCUGGUUUGGGAAGUUUUGCUGCAGCAAUUCAUUCCCCAAAACUGUGGGUUAUGAAUGUGAUGCCUACCAUAGCUGAGAAAAACACACUGAGUGUCAUAUUUGAACGAGGGUUGAUUGGCAUCUAUCAUGACUGGUGCGAAGCUUUCUCCACAUACCCGAGGACGUAUGACCUCAUCCAUGCCAAUGGUGUUUUCAGUCUAUACAAGGACAAAUGCAAUGCAGAGGACAUCCUUCUGGAGAUGGACAGGAUUUUGCGACCAGAAGGUGCAGUAAUUUUCCGGGAUGAAGUUGAUACCCUAAUUAAGGUGAAAAAGAUAAUUGGAGGGAUGAGAUGGGAUACUAAAAUGGUUGACCAUGAAGAUGGACCCCUAGUUCCUGAGAAGAUUUUGGUUGCUGUCAAGCAGUAUUGGGUUGCAGAUGGAAACUCCACCUCCAUCCAAUGAGAUGCAGAUAUUAAAAGCCUUGUCAUGGUUCAAAGGUUGUGGACAACGAAACUCUCUUCAUCUCGAGUGUGACACACUUUGAUUACUUCCCUGGAGCAUUUUGGGGUCGACGAGUAACGACAGCCAUACGAUUCAUGUACGUGUACGACUAGUAUCUAUGCCUUGUUUAAUUAUUUAUUUAUACUAGUUUCUUCAGAGACAUAACUACAAAGUUAAUGGCCGUAAGGUUUAUGGUAUUAGUUCCAUUUUUUAUAUGGGUAAAA
Cannabis sativa is the source of this 2631-nucleotide messenger RNA. RefSeq names its product probable methyltransferase PMT2. The record is from RefSeq and is a predicted model, not a curated record. Gene Ontology annotation, cellular component: cytoplasm; endosome; trans-Golgi network. NCBI's taxonomy places the organism in Eukaryota, Viridiplantae, Streptophyta, Magnoliopsida, Rosales, Cannabaceae. The transcript has 8 exons. The coding region runs from base 530 to 2368 and encodes 612 amino acids. Gene Ontology annotation, molecular function: methyltransferase activity.